CGGUAGCUAAGUUCAAGCGAUGUAGCUCUGAUUACAUUAUACACAUCCGUAGCCCUAUAUUUCAGCCAAAAUACUAUACACCUUAUACAGUAGCAGCAGUGUUUACUAUUUAUUUAAUAUGACAUUCGAAGGAAUACUACAAUUUUACAACUGCUACGACACCACUGAUUAUUAAUCACUCUUCACGGCACAAGCAUUUAAUUUAUACAAAAUAAGGAUGUCGGACUUGAAACUAUCACUGGAAGAAGAGCUACCAUCGCCGGACUUGUUCUCAGAUCCUGAAAUUGGAACAAAUAUCUCUGUUGCAGGAACUUCGGAUGAAACGAGUUCGACAUCUGCAGGAUAUGUUGAACCAGAUUUAACUAGCGACGAUCCUGAGUGGAAAGGAAUAAGUAUGGAGGAAAUUUACAAACACCAUGGACCAUUUGACUGGCAUCAUCUUCCACCUAUACACCCUUCUCCUUCUCAUACAAUUUUAUUUGAAUUACCUCUUCCAAAUCGGGGUCCACCUAGACCUCAUCCAGUGCAAGCAGUUGAUAAAUGGAACCAGGAUUGUGUUCGCAUGCCUCAUUCGGUUCAUAGUCUUUAUCCCAUUGAUCCAGAAAAUGAAGCCACCGGUGGUUUUAGACGUAGGUGGGAAGUUAUACAAGAGUCAUUGUUACAAAAUUUUAUGUCCAGUCAUCAGUUAGAAGCUUCCAUUCUAUCAUAUAAUCAUAAGUAUGCUGAGAGAUGGGAUUUUGCUGCGCUGCACUAUUUUUUCAAUGAGUACAUUGAUGAAGAGGAGGCCAAAAUGUGUCUGGGUUCCUUAAUACCAAAAAUAGUUCAACUUGCACUUCAACUUCCUGACUUGAUUACUGGACCAAUUCCAUUAUUGAAACGUCAGAGAAAUACAACAAUCAGCUUAAGCCAGCUACAAGUUGCUUCUUUGCUCGCCAAUGCAUUUCUAUGUACAUUUCCAAGGCGUAAUUCUACAAAUCCACAGUCUGAAUAUGGAUCUUUUCCUUUUAUUAACUUUAACAAGCUAUUUUCAUCCUUCAGAGAAGAAAGGCAUUCAAGGAGUCACGCUGUGAUGGAAAAAUUAAAGUGCAUUUUUCAUUAUUUUAGAAGAGUUACAUCAAAAGCACCUGAAGGUACAAUAACGAUACAGAGAAGGUUUGUACCUAAAAAGAGUUGCCCUAGAUGGGAUAAGCAGCAUGUUAAGUUACCAGCGCUACAUAUCACUAGCAAAGGAACUAUUGAAUCCCAAGGAGCUGGUCUUUUACAAGUCGACUUUGCAAAUAAAUACGUUGGUGGUGGGGUUUUAAACUAUGGUUGUGUUCAAGAAGAAAUUAGAUUCGUUAUUUGCCCAGAAUUAAUGGUCACAAUGUUGGUAACUGAAGCUUUAGAUGACACUGAAGCACUCAUUAUUAACGGCGUUGAAAGAUAUAGUCGAUAUGAAGGCUAUAGCAGCAGUUUUAAAUGGGCUGGAGAUUUCACAGAUGAAACCCCAAGAGAUAGCAGUGGAAGACUGAAAACGUGCAUUGUAGCGAUCGAUGCGUUGUAUUUUAAGCAGCCAAAUGUACAGUUUAACAUGGGUAAUGUGAUACGCGAACUGAACAAGGCCUACGUAGGAUUUAGUUCGGAGAUAGUUUCGAAUAACAUGCCAGCCGUUGCAACUGGUAAUUGGGGCUGCGGAGCGUUUCGUGGGAAUCCUCAAUUAAAGGUUUUAGUUCAAUUGAUGGCUGCCGCAGUAGCGGGCCGAUCGAUGGUGUACUUUACUUUUGGCGAUACGAAUCUAAGGGACAGCGUGGCGGACAUGUACUGGCACCUUAUACGUCACGACGUGGACAUAGGCCGUUUAUUUGCCUUGCUAUCUCAAUACCAAGAAACACAACCUGAAAAUCGUUCGGAUUUUUACCGUUUUUUAUAUAACCGAAGUAAAAUAAAACCUCUGACGCACUAUUUUAAUGCGGACAAGAAGAGCCCGGCGAAGAGGCCAAAUCAGGAAAGUAAGACUCCCGAGGAGAAGUUGAAAUUCAAUUUCGACUUCAAGAAGCAUGCCUGCAUCGCCAAACUCAAGGAGGAUGAAUUAGAGGAAAAAAUCGAAAAGUGGCUCGAAAACGUCGAGGAAGACCGCGAACUUCUGGAAGAAGAGUCACAGGAAGCCGUAAAAAUGGAAGUCGAGGAUGAGUCCAGCGAAACGAAUGAUACUAAUAAGACUGAUACCGCGACGGAAAGUAACAAACCCGCUUCUACAGCUAACAAAAAGAAGAAGCAGACUUUCGGUGAACUUUUCGGAGAGGUCGAGGCAGUGGAAAAUGCACCGAAAAAGAAGAUUACAAAUCUGGACUUUUUGGAUAAGUUAUUGACGGCAGAACCAGGACCUGUCGAAAACCCACUGCAGAAAAGCGUGUCUAUGGAAAUAGACAUUAAAAUGGAUAAGAAGGAAGACAAAACACCCAAAAGCACGCCCAAGCUGGCGAGGACGAAGAAGAGCUUGCCCAGUGACAAGAAGGACAGCCAGAUGAAGAUACACGACUUUUUCAAAAAAAAAGACUAGACACUACUCAACAAAUUGUGAUCGCGUUUACUAAUUUAUACUAUGCAGACAAAUUAUGCCACUGUAAAAAGCCGUCGUUAUUGUAAAUACUCUGUGAAAAGCAGCCGAUCGAAUAAAAUUCCUGUUUUUAUAAAA
Molecule: messenger RNA, 2674 nt
Organism: Nasonia vitripennis (jewel wasp)
Lineage: Eukaryota; Metazoa; Arthropoda; Insecta; Hymenoptera; Pteromalidae
Product: poly(ADP-ribose) glycohydrolase
Exons: 11
Coding region: 218-2539 (773 amino acids)
Biological process (GO): nucleotide-sugar metabolic process; regulation of DNA repair; carbohydrate metabolic process
Cellular component (GO): cytoplasm; nucleus
Molecular function (GO): poly(ADP-ribose) glycohydrolase activity
Source: RefSeq, a predicted model, not a curated record